AUGACAGUGGCAGUGGUGAUGAUGAUGAUAAUGACGAAGACAGCGGAGAAGCGGGCAAAAGAGCGAGGAAAACCGAACGCGGCUGGAUGGAGCACCAGCAGGCUAGAUAGCAAACGCAAUGGCCUUUUGUCAGGAGAAAUGGAAAAAAGAACUGACAACGGCAGCGAUAAAAGAAAAAGGCAGGAGGAGCAGCUCGUGCAGUAUCACCUCUGCUUCAGGAUGCGAAAGAGGAGGCAGGGUAGCCUGAAGCAGCGACAGGAUCGAUAUGAGAGUGUGAUGGGGACGACAGCACAGUGCCGGACAGCCUCGAAAUAG
Molecule: messenger RNA, 315 nt
Organism: Gongylonema pulchrum
Lineage: Eukaryota; Metazoa; Nematoda; Chromadorea; Rhabditida; Gongylonematidae
Source: the annotation of a GenBank genome assembly